CGUGCGUUGUUCUCGAAACAACGUCGCGGUACUUACUACCACCGCUUUUGACAUCGAGCUUCGCCGCGUUACCAGCGUACACAUCCAACGUAUAAACGCUCGACCGAUCUCUCUCGUCGUUGAUUUCGUGCGCGCACUUGUUGACCGUCAACAUGGGGAGCAAGAAAUCGGAUAUUCUGUACCUGUUCGAUCGACCGGCGGAGCCGGUGUACGUGCCUAAGGGAGAGAAUAAAGUCGCCUUCCAAGUACCAGCUAGCUACCUGCCUGAAAAUCGCCAGUCGAUAGCUCCCCAGGUGUUCAACCGUUUUUCCGAGGACACCCAGUCGCAAGUUUCCGUGAAGCAAAUCAGUCUGCCGGACUUGAGCGUACCUCUUCAACUCGGACGCCGAGAUCCGUUCUCUCUUUUCAUCCCCAAACAUCGCAAACUAGCCGCGCGACUCAUUGACAUCUUUAUGGGUAUGCGAACGUAUGAAGACUUCCUUUCCGUGUCGGUUUACUGUCGCGAUCGCAUUAAUUCGGAGAUGUUCAUCUACGCGCUCUCGGUGGCAAUCUUGCAUCGUCCCGACACCAAGGAUCUACCGAUACCGCCGCUGUCGGAAAUUUUCCCAGACAAGUACAUCGACAGCGGGAUAUUUGCCAGAGCGAGGGAGGAAGCCAAUGUUGCACCGGCUGGCUCGAGGCUGCCCAUUGAAAUUCCGCGAGAUUACACUGCAUCGGAUCUCGACGAGGAGCAUCGCGUGGCUUACUGGAGGGAAGAUAUCGGAGUCAAUCUUCAUCACUGGCACUGGCAUCUGGUAUAUCCGUUCGAGACCGACAUCAGAAUUGUUAACAAGGACCGGCGUGGCGAGCUAUUCUACUAUAUGCACCACCAGAUCCAAGCCAGAUACAACAUAGAGCGUCUGUGCAACCGAUUGGGUCGAGUGAAGCGUUUCCACAAUUGGCGCGAGCCGAUUCCGGAGGGUUACUUCCCCAAGUUGGAUUCUCUUGUGGCGAGUCGCACUUGGCCCGCCCGUCCCGCCGGAGCCGUUCUCAAGGAUAUCAACCGUCCCGUGGAUCAACUGAACUUCGACCUUCAGGAUCUUGAGAGGUGGCGCGAUCGCAUCUACGAAGCCAUUCACACAGGCGCUUAUAUCAGCCCCCGUGGCGAACGGGUGCCUUUGACCGAGUUCGGUGGCGUGGACGUGCUCGGUAACAUCAUGGAGGCCAGUAUUCUCUCGCCCAAUCCCAAUGUCUACGGGGACCUUCACAAUCUCGGCCACGUCGCCAUAUCUUACUGUCACGAUCCCGAUCAUCGCUACCUGGAAACGUUCAGCGUUAUGGGAGAACCCGCCACCGCUAUGAGAGAUCCUGUUUUCUACACGUAUCACGCUUUCGUCGACGAUGUGUUCCUGGAGCACAAGAAUACACUUCCCGAGUACAGCCUACAGCAGUUGGACUUCCCCGGGGUGACGAUCACGGACAUCAGCGUGCAAACUCCGAAUCAAUCGGCGAAUGUAUUGACGACCUUCUGGACCAAGAGCGACGUCGAUCUGUCUCGCGGCAUGGAUUUCACUCCGCGCGGUCAGGUUCUCGCCAGAUUCACUCAUCUGAAUCACGCCGACUUCAAUUACAGAAUUGUCGCCAACAACCGCAACAACGCGCCGCGCCGAGGAACCGUUCGCAUAUUCAUCGCGCCGAGACAGGACGAACGCGGAUUGCCGUACGUCUUCAGAGAUCAGAAGGAGCUCAUGAUCGAGAUGGACAAGUUCACUGUGCUACUGAAACCGGGACAGAACACUAUCGAGCGUAAAUCAACCGAGUCGUCGAUAACUAUACCGUUCGAGAGAACGUUCCGCAAUGUCGAUGAGAACAGACCGAUCGGCGGCGAUGCCCUGGACGCGUUCAACUUCUGCGGAUGCGGUUGGCCGCAGCAUCUGCUGGUACCUAAGGGAAAGGAGGAAGGAUUCCCGAUGGACCUCUUCAUCAUGAUAUCCGAUUACACCGGUGAUGCGGUUGAACAAGACGAACCGACCGGUUGCAAGGACGCGGUGAGCUUCUGCGGCCUGCGGGACCGCAAGUAUCCGGACGCACGACCGAUGGGUUACCCAUUUGAUCGCAGACCCCGACCAGGCGUGGAGAUCCUGUCCCAAUUCCUCACCGGUAAUAUGGCGGUGGCGCAAAUCACCAUUCGUCAUACGGACACGGUGUUGCCGCGCGUGCGUUCCGGAAGCAUGAGCAACGCUCUCACCUUCGCCUGAAACCUGAUGACCGACCGACCGACCAGAUUCCCGACCGAUCUCGCUGCAUCUCUUGCCGGGAAUUCCAACGAUUUCGAUUCCCGCGACCGCGCACACAUUCCCGCGAUCCUGCAAUAUCCGUCGGAGAAUCGCGAUUGAUUGCGUUGGAAGCAAGACCGGGAAAGGGGGGGGAAAGCGCGAUACGGGGAGGGUAUCCUAUCUAGUCUAUAUCCUUGGAUGACGAACAUCGCAAUGACGGCGGCGAGAUGGGGAGCGGGGAAAGAAAGAAAAAAGACCGGAGGUGAACAAAACGCUAUUUUCAUAUCUUCAAUGGCGGAAGAUUAUUCGAAGAAUAAUAGAUUUUCUUCUUGCUCUUUCUCUCUCUCUCUCUGUCUCUGUUUCUCUUUCCAGAAGAAUACUAUGAUUUUGUGCGAAUAUAAUUGCUCGUAAAACUCUUAUAUGAAAUCUCGCGACAUUGAUUCUACUUGUUUUACGAGAAGAUUAUAUCUCUCCUAGAAUAUAUAAUUUUUCUCAUUUCACUUCUUUUAUAUAUUUUUUUUUUUAUAUUUGCUUCUAUAUUUACUUUUAUAUUUACUAGUUUGUGGCUAAGCAUUCUUAAUAGUUAUGUAUCUAAUUAAAUAUCUCUGUAUCCAUGUUUUUUUUGUGUGUGACAUCUACACAAGUUAGAAUUUAAUCCGACACGCAUUUAAUAUAGUUAAGUAUAGUAUAGUUUUUUUGUUUGAAUUUAAUUUCGUGGAAACGCUUUCUUGAAUUUCUCUCGAGCGUAUUUUUGCACAAGUUAUCGUUUAUAUCUACGAUUUCAUUGUUUGCGCAUCCGCGAGCAAUAAGUGUACCGCUUAAACAAAUGUAUCUUUGCGUAAAAACAGAGACAAUGACGUGUCCCGAACGCCCAAGCGAAGCUUUUUUCUCGUCUAUCCCUUUUCCCGUUUCGUCCGCAUUACAAAAUCUAGAUUGUAGGAAGCAAGCAAAUGUAAAAAGCAAAAAAAGAUAAAAAUAAAGUCAGACUAUGCAAAUUAAA
Molecule: messenger RNA, 3255 nt
Organism: Pseudomyrmex gracilis
Lineage: Eukaryota; Metazoa; Arthropoda; Insecta; Hymenoptera; Formicidae
Gene: PPO
Product: phenoloxidase 2
Exons: 9
Coding region: 153-2237 (694 amino acids)
Molecular function (GO): oxidoreductase activity
Source: RefSeq, a predicted model, not a curated record